GGGGCUCCGUCUCCCCUCACCGCAUCCACUCUCCAGCCGGCUGUCCGCCCGCUGCCUCCUCCGUACGCCGACCCAGUCUCGCCCGCGCCGCCACCAUGAGCCAGGCCUACUCGUCCAGCCAGCGCGUGUCCUCCUACCGCCGCACCUUCGGCGGGGCCCCCGGCUUCUCGCUCGGCUCCCCGCUGAGCUCGCCGGUGUUCCCUCGCGCAGGCUUCGGCACCAAGGGCUCCUCGAGCUCGGUGACAUCCCGCGUGUACCAGGUGUCGCGCACGUCGGGCGGGGCCGGGGGCCUGGGGUCGCUGCGGGCCAGCCGGCUGGGGGCGACCCGCGCGCCCUCCUAUGGCGCGGGCGAGCUGCUGGACUUCUCGCUGGCCGACGCGGUGAACCAGGAGUUCCUGACCACACGCACCAACGAGAAGGUGGAGCUGCAGGAACUCAAUGACCGCUUCGCCAACUACAUCGAGAAGGUGCGCUUCCUGGAGCAGCAGAACGCCGCACUCGCCGCCGAGGUGAACCGGCUCAAAGGCCGCGAGCCGACGCGAGUGGCCGAGCUCUACGAGGAGGAGCUGCGCGAGCUGCGGCGCCAGGUGGAAGUGCUCACCAACCAGCGAGCCCGCGUCGACGUCGAGCGCGACAAUCUGAUCGACGACCUGCAGCGGCUCAAAGCCAAGCUGCAGGAAGAGAUCCAGCUGAAAGAAGAAGCAGAGAACAAUCUGGCUGCCUUCAGAGCGGAUGUAGAUGCAGCCACUCUAGCCCGCAUUGACCUGGAGCGCAGAAUUGAAUCUCUCAACGAAGAAAUUGCGUUCCUUAAGAAAGUACACGAAGAGGAGAUCCGUGAGCUGCAGGCCCAGCUUCAGGAACAGCAGGUCCAGGUGGAGAUGGACAUGUCCAAGCCAGACCUCACAGCUGCCCUCAGGGACAUCCGGGCUCAGUACGAGACCAUCGCGGCUAAGAACAUCUCUGAAGCUGAAGAGUGGUACAAGUCCAAGGUGUCCGACCUGACCCAGGCAGCCAACAAGAACAAUGAUGCACUGCGCCAAGCCAAGCAGGAGAUGAUGGAAUACCGACACCAGAUCCAGUCCUACACCUGCGAGAUAGAUGCCCUCAAAGGCACUAACGAUUCCCUGAUGAGACAGAUGCGAGAGCUGGAGGACCGCUUUGCCAGCGAGGCCAGCGGCUACCAGGACAACAUCGCACGCCUGGAGGAGGAGAUCCGGCACCUCAAGGAUGAGAUGGCCCGCCACCUGCGCGAGUACCAGGACCUACUCAAUGUGAAGAUGGCCCUGGAUGUGGAGAUUGCCACCUACCGGAAGCUGCUGGAGGGCGAGGAGAGCCGGAUCAAUCUCCCUAUCCAGACCUUCUCGGCUCUCAACUUCCGAGAAACCAGCCCUGAACAAAGGGGUUCUGAGGUGCACACCAAGAAGACAGUGAUGAUCAAGACCAUUGAGACCAGGGAUGGGGAGGUCGUCAGUGAGGCUACACAGCAGCAGCAUGAGGUGCUCUAAAGCCAGAGUCCCUCAGACAACAUCCUGGCCCCCUCCUCACCUCCUCCUGAAGCCAGUCUCCUUCCAUCCUGGGAGCCACACCCAGCCACCUUUCUCCCUCACAGCCUCUGACCCUUCCUCACUGGCCACCCCUCCUGGUUCCCAUCCCGCCCAGCCCCAGGGAGAACCCCAGCUGCCUCUGUGGACCCCAUCAUGAGUCCUAGCUGUUGGAAGUGGGUGAGCCUGGCCCUAGGGUCGAAUGGAACCAGCUGGAGCAGUGACCCUACCCUCUCACCUCUGUGACCUCAGGCUCUAGCCUCUGCUUUGGAAAUGGCCCCAGAGCAGGGCAUAUGGACCCCAAAGUGUCAGGACAGAGCCCCAUGGACCCCCAUCCCUCAGCCUGGGUCAGAGAGAGAAAGGACAGCCUUGUUAGCAAGCUAGGCAGAGACCAGGGUACUAGCCCCUGUGGAGUCCGAGGGCCUGAGCCUGGCCAUGCUCCCUGCCUUCCCUUUCCCUAGCCCAGGGUGGGCUCAGGAAGCAGGGGCUGCAAGAGGGAACCCCCGAAGGUGCUGGAUGUGGGAGCAGGAGAUGCGGAAGGAGAGAGAGGGUGAGAUGCUAGAGAGGAGAGGAGAGGAAAGAGGCAGAGAGGGCUCAGGCUGGCAGGAGGGCGCCACCUCCCCACGCCUGCCCCUCCUGCUGCAGGGGCUCUGAACUGAAACAAUAAAGACAUAAGCACAAGCCACCA
Messenger RNA from Sciurus carolinensis (gray squirrel), 2229 nucleotides. RefSeq names its product desmin (gene Des). Gene Ontology annotation, cellular component: Z disc; cell-cell junction; intermediate filament. Bases 96 to 1505 code for a protein of 469 amino acids. NCBI's taxonomy places the organism in Eukaryota, Metazoa, Chordata, Mammalia, Rodentia, Sciuridae. Gene Ontology annotation, biological process: skeletal muscle organ development. The record is from RefSeq and is a predicted model, not a curated record. The transcript has 9 exons.